GGGAGGCGAGCGCAGAGGCUCGGAUUAGCUGCAGGCGGGAGGUUGGCUUUCUCUUGGUGUGGCGAGCGGAGUUCCGAGUUUUGAAUCAGUGGCGGCGGAUCCCCGCCCGCCCGGCGUGGGGGCUGCGGGGAACGAUGCGCAGCCUGAGCGCGGCGUGGCUGCUGGCGGGUGCCAUCCUGCUGGCAGCCUCUGUCUCCUGCAAUCGCACCAUCCAAGGAGCCAAAAGACCCUCUGGAGGAAGAAGUCUUAUUGGUAAGGUUGCCAACCCAUCUCCAGUCCCUGGAAAAGGAGUUACAGGGGACUCAGGCUUCUCCGUGGAUGAGCUUUCUGUGUCUGUUCUCACUGGAAAACUGACGACCGUCUUUCUUCCAAUUGUGUACACCUUUGUUUUUGUGAUUGGUUUGCCAAGUAACGGCAUGGCCCUGUGGGUCUUUCUUUUCCGAACCAAGAAGAAACACCCAGCUGUGAUUUACAUGGCCAAUCUGGCGUUGGCCGACCUCCUCUCUGUCAUCUGGUUCCCCCUGAAGAUUGCCUAUCACAUACAUGGCAACAACUGGAUUUUCGGGGAGGGUCUUUGCAAGGUGCUUAUCGGCUUUUUCUACGGCAACAUGUACUGUUCCAUUCUCUUCAUGACCUGUCUCAGCGUGCAGAGGUAUUGGGUCAUUGUGAACCCCAUGGCCCACGGCAGGAAGAAGGCAAACCUUGCUAUUGGUGUCUCCCUGGGCAUCUGGCUGCUGAUCCUGCUGGUGACCAUCCCCUUGUAUGUGGUGAAGCAGACCAUCUUCAUCCCAGCCCUUAACAUCACCACCUGUCACGAUGUUCUGCCUGAGGAUGUAUUGGUGGGAGACAUGUUCAAUUACUUCCUGUCUCUGGCCAUUGGAGUCUUUCUGUUCCCAGCUGUCCUCACGGCCUCCGCCUACGUGCUGAUGAUCAGGAUGCUGCGAUCCUCGGCCAUGGAUGAAAACUCAGAAAGGAAGAGGCAGAGAGCCGUCAAGCUCGUGAUCACCGUCCUGGCCAUGUACCUGAUCUGCUUUGCGCCUAGUAACCUUCUGCUUGUGGUCCAUUAUUUCCUGAUUAAAAGCCGAGGCCAGAGCCAUGUCUAUGUCCUGUACAUCGUAGCCCUCUGCCUCUCCACCCUCAACAGCUGCAUUGACCCCUUUGUCUAUUACUUUGUUUCACAAGAUUUCAGGGAUCACGCAAAGAACGCUCUCCUCUGUCGAAGUGUCCGGACUGUAAAGCAGAUGCAAGUAUCCCUCAGCUCAAAGAAAUCCUCUAGGAAAUCGAGCUCUUACUCUUCAAGUUCAACCAGUGUUAAAGCCUCCUAUUGAGUUUUUCAGGCCCCAGGUGGAAGUUGUAUGUCGUCGGAUGCAGAGCCUGCCUAAUCUUACAGGGAUGUGUCUGUUAUUGCCUAGACAAGUGGGUCUCACCACAGACCA
Otolemur garnettii (small-eared galago) is the source of this 1436-nucleotide messenger RNA. It is a transcript of the gene F2RL1, whose product is annotated as F2R like trypsin receptor 1. Bases 135 to 1328 code for a protein of 397 amino acids. Gene Ontology annotation, molecular function: thrombin-activated receptor activity. Lineage: Eukaryota; Metazoa; Chordata; Mammalia; Primates; Galagidae. The transcript has 2 exons. The record is from RefSeq and is a predicted model, not a curated record. Gene Ontology annotation, cellular component: membrane. Gene Ontology annotation, biological process: thrombin-activated receptor signaling pathway; blood coagulation; phospholipase C-activating G protein-coupled receptor signaling pathway.